This is a messenger RNA of Adineta steineri, 1102 nucleotides long. Lineage: Eukaryota; Metazoa; Rotifera; Eurotatoria; Adinetida; Adinetidae. The record is from the annotation of a GenBank genome assembly.
GGACUUUUAUAAUAGAAGUUUCACUGUAGAAGCAUGGAUUUAUCCUUCAACUAUUUCUACUGGUAAUCCGUAUGUUGAUAUGAUUAUCUAUGCUCAGACAGGUGCUGCUCAAAUGUAUCAAAUUAUGUGGGUGAUGUUAAGAAAUGGAAUAGGUGAUGGUGCUUUCUACGGUGAUGAUGUACAAGGAUCAACAAUAUUUCAAGCGAAACAAUGGCAACAUAUAGCAUUUACAUAUAAUUACACGAUGACAACACAAGUUAUAUAUAUUAAUGGUGUUGCAGAUGCUAUAAAUUCUCAAGCACCACCUUGUUUAAGCACAGGUGGGAUACAGACAAUUGGUGUAUACUCGACUUAUGACGGUGGUUUUUAUAAUGGAUAUAUUGAUCAAUUGAAGAUUUCAUUCGAUAGAGCAAAAUCAGCAGUUGAAAUCUUAAAUGAUGCAACAUUAGUUGCAUAUUACUCAAUGGAUGAUCCGAAUAACCCUGGUGGGGAUAGUGGUCCUAAUCAAAUGACCGGCGUCGCCGUUGAACCGAUUGGUAGUGAUCAAGGACGAGUUGGACAGUCACUUUUAUUAUAUACGAACUCAAGUUAUAUUCAGAUAACAGGCCUAGUUUUAUUGGGACAAUCAUACAGUCCUUUUUCAUUCGCAGUAUGGAUACGACCACUAAUAUCCGUUACAAAUGGUGGUACAAUUCUACACGUUUCUGAAUAUUCCAAUGGUCAGGGUUGGUGCGUUCCAUUUAUUGGUUUAAGUCACUCGGGAGAGAUAGUCGUACAAAAUUAUGGUAGUCUUGGUGGUGUAAAUGCAAUUACUGGGCCUGUUUUGAUGGUUGGUCAGUGGGUCCAUAUUGUAGAAACUUAUAGCAACCUUAAUGGAUUACGUUUAUACGUAAAUGGUACCCUCUCCGGACAAGUUAAUCCAUUUACCUAUGCAGCACAUAAUGGACCGGUGUUCGUUACUCUAGGACAGUCUCUGGUUGGAGCUAUUUCUUGUUCUAACAAUAAAGUUUACAUGAAUUAUUAUCAAGGAGAUAUUGAUGAAUUAUAUAUUUACAGUAGAGAACUAUCGCAAGCAGAUAUUACUACAUUAGCAAAUCCGUAG